Aspergillus melleus is the source of this 729-nucleotide messenger RNA. Its product is annotated as GNAT family N-acetyltransferase. Lineage: Eukaryota; Fungi; Ascomycota; Eurotiomycetes; Eurotiales; Aspergillaceae. The transcript has a single exon. Gene Ontology annotation, molecular function: protein N-terminal-serine acetyltransferase activity; protein-N-terminal-alanine acetyltransferase activity. The coding region runs from base 1 to 729 and encodes 242 amino acids. The record is from RefSeq and is a predicted model, not a curated record.
AUGUCCCGACCCCUCGGCCCCCCGGUUCUCUCGCCCCCAGCUCAACCACCCAGCGCCUCGACCCUCCACGGCCGAACCGUCCGCCUGGAACGCCUAGCGCCAGCCCACGCCGAGCAACUAUACGCUCUGGUCGGCGACAACCAAGACCCGACCCAAGUCGCAGUGUGGGAUUAUAUCCCCGACGGGCCGUUUGCGGACUACGCCGCCUUUUGCGAUUUCAUUGAAUCGCAUUCAAAAUCGACCGAUCCGUAUUUCUUCGCUAUCAUUUCCAGUGCUGAUCGGGCCGGCAACAGCGAGGAUGAAAAAGUACUAGGCUACAUCGCGCUCAUGUCUAUCGUGCCGGAGCAAUUACGUCUCGAGAUCGGACAUGUGAUAUUUUCGCCUCGGAUGCAGCGAACCACGGUUGCCACGGAGGUUGUUUAUCUGUUGCUCAAGUAUGCGUUUGAGACGGGGUAUAGACGCGUUGAGUGGAAGUGUAAUUCGUUGAAUGAGGGAUCGCAGAAGGCGGCGAGGCGGUUUGGGUUUACCUAUGAAGGAACUUUCAGACAGCACAUGAUCGUUAAGGGGAGGAAUCGCGAUACGGCGUGGUUUUCGAUGGUGAGGGAGGAGUGGGAGGGUGGCGUUAGGGGUGGGUUUGAGGUGUGGUUGGACGAGGGGAAUUUCGAUGAGUUCGGGAGACAGAGGGAACGGUUGGAGGAGUUUCUAAAGGGGGGUAGAGGGGAGGUAUAG